AUGGCGAAUUAUUUUGGAAGAUUCAAACUCUCCAUCUUCAAAUCCAGAGCAGACAUCUGGUCAUUUGGAAUCACAGCACUUGAACUCGCUCAUGGGCAUGCACCAUUCUCUAAGUAUCAACAAAUGAAGGUCUUGACUAUGAAAAUAGCCACUUUUCUAUCAUACUUCACCAGAUUGUUUUUAUCUAGUAUUGUAGCUGCAGAAUGGACUUGCAAGAAACAUUUAAUAGGAGUCGGAAUAGCAGGCAUCGUGACGUCAUCGAUUGGCGGUGCUCAUGGAUGGUCUGGUGGUCGGACGGAGAGAAUAGAGAUGAAGGAGGGUAGGAAGCGAGAUCUAGGACGUAACUGCGAGAGUUGGUCCUUGAAAAUUUCAGUCUCGAGUGAUUCGGAGGUGGGACCACCGGUAGAGGAAGAAUCGUCGAGCGUUUCUUUCGUUUUGAAGAAAAAGGUUAGGGGCAGCGGUGCGUGGGAUCUGAUUAGGGACAGAGGGAUUGGCGUUCCGAUCUUGAACUGGUAUCUUGAUAUGGUGAAAGUGUGUGCUUAG
This is a messenger RNA of Lactuca saligna, 543 nucleotides long. Lineage: Eukaryota; Viridiplantae; Streptophyta; Magnoliopsida; Asterales; Asteraceae. The record is from the annotation of a GenBank genome assembly.